CAUAGAGUGGGUGAUUGCAGAAGACACAAAGGAAGAGGCAGUGUUAGAAGAGACAGAUUUACUGAGAAAAAAAGAAAAAGGUCAAGGCAAUGGCACCUCUCAGUCAGAAAGAGAGAGUGACGAAAACAAAGAGGGAAUGUGGACUGAACAAAAUGAGCUUAAAUAUGGUGGAGAUGGAGUGAGAAACACACAAAACGAUCAGUACAGUGAGAAACUAAAAGCAGUAGAGAGUGAUGAAGUGCAGAGAGGAGAGGAGCAAGAGUACAACGAAGAGCAUACAGGUAUCCCUCCUGUUGGGCGCUCCCGUAGAGCUGCUAAUCGCCAUCCCCAUUUCCCCCAAUAUAACUACCAGGUUCAGGUAGCUGAGAACCAGCCUCCUGGUACCUCAGUCAUAACUAUGACAGCUGAGGACCCUGAUGCUGGCGAGGCAGGCAGACUCAGUUACAGCAUGGCCCCUUUAAUGAACAGCAGGUCCAUGGAUUACUUCCAAAUUGACCCAAUUACUGGCCUUCUCACCACCACACACAUUCUGGAUCGUGAACACAUGGACUUGCACUACUUCAGAGUUACUGCCACAGACCACGGCUCACCACGCCUUUCUGGAACAACUAUGGUGACCAUCACCGUGGCUGACCGUAAUGACCACUCUCCUGUGUUUGAGCAAACAGAGUACCGUGAGACCAUUCGAGAGAAUGUGGAAGAGGGAUAUCCUAUCCUGCAGCUACGAGCAACGGAUCUUGACUCGCCGACAAAUGCCAAUAUACGCUACAGAUUUAUCGGAGAAAGUGCACCUGUUGCACGCUCUGCUUUUGAGAUUGAUCCACGAUCAGGCUUGAUCACGACACGAGGUAUUGUUGACAGAGAAGCAAAUGAGCGUUAUACAUUGCUGGUGGAAGCAAGCGACCAGGGGAGAGAGCCGGGGCCACGGUCAGCCACUGUUAGCGUCCAUAUCACUGUGCUGGAUGAGAAUGAUAAUGUUCCACAGUUCAGUCAAAAGCGGUACGUGGUUGCAGUUAGAGAGGAUGUUCGACCACAUUCCGAAAUCCUCAGAGUCAGCGCCUCGGACCAGGAUAAAGAUGGGAAUGCUGCUGUGCACUACAACAUAAUCAGUGGGAACAGCCGAGGACAGUUUGCUAUUGACAGUGUUACUGGAGAAAUCCAGGUGGUCGCGCCACUGGAUUUUGAGACAGAACGUGAGUACACACUACGACUGCGGGCUCAGGACAACGGCCGCCCCCCUCUUUCCAACAACACUGGAAUUGUGAGUGUGCAGGUCACCGAUGUCAACGAUAAUCCACCCAUUUUUGUAUCCACACCUUUCCAGGCUACAGUGUUGGAGAGCGCUCCUAUUGGUCACUCCAUUCUCCACAUACAAGCUAUUGAUACAGAUAAUGGUGACAACGCACGCCUAGAAUACCGUUUGACGGGGACUGGCACAGAUACACCAUUUGUUAUCAACGCUGCCACUGGUUGGGUCACAGUGAGCUCAGAGCUUGACCGUGAAUCGGUAGAGCACUACUUCUUCGGUGUUGAGGCUCGAGAUUAUGGCGCCCCACCUCUUUCCGCCACAGCUAGUGUUACAAUCACAGUAAUGGAUGUUAACGAUAACCGACCAGAAUUUCUACAAAAAGAGUAUUACGUCAGACUAAAUGAAGACGCAGCUGUUGGAACAAGUGUGGUCAGCGUAACCGCAGUUGACCGUGAUGUGAAUAGCGCUGUCACAUAUCAAAUCACCGGUGGAAACACACGUAAUCGCUUUGCCAUUAGUACAGCAAGUGGCGGAGGACUUGUCUCCCUGGCACUGCCUUUGGACUACAAACAGGAACGUCGCUACGUGCUAACAGUAACUGCUUCUGACAGAACUCUCCACGACACCUGUCAGGUGCACAUCAACAUCACAGAUGCCAAUACACACCGGCCCGUAUUCCAGAGCGCUCAUUAUUCAGUAAGUGUUAAUGAGGACCGGCCUCCCGGCAGCACCGUGGUGGUCAUAAGUGCCACAGAUGAUGAUGUUGGAGAAAACGCACGUAUCACUUACUACCUGGAAGACAAUAUUCCACAGUUUCGUAUCGAUCCUGCAUCUGGAGCGAUCACACUUCAAGCUGAACUAGACUAUGAAGACCAGAUGACUUACACUCUUGCCAUCACUGCUCGUGACAAUGGAAUCCCACAGAAAUCUGACACCACAUAUGUGGAGGUCAACGUUAAUGAUGUAAAUGACAAUGCACCUCAGUUCCUGAGCCCCAGGUAUCAGGGUGGAGUUAGUGAGGAUGCUCCACCUUUCACUAGUGUCCUGCAGAUCUCCGCUACUGACCGUGAUGCUCACGCCAAUGGCCGUGUCCAGUAUACGUUCCAAAAUGGAGAAGAUGGUGAUGGGGAUUUCACUAUUGAACCAACCUCUGGAAUAGUCCGAACCGUCAGGAGACUUGACCGUGAAAGUGUUCCCUUCUACGAGUUGACUGCAUUUGCCGUGGAUCGUGGUGUACCACCUCAGCGUACACCUGUACACAUUCAAGUCAGUGUUAUGGAUGUCAAUGACAAUGCUCCAGUGUUCCCUGCUGACGAUUUUGAGGUUCUAGUCAAGGAGAAUAGCGCCGUUGGGUCCGUCGUGGCUCAAAUUACAGCGACUGAUCCAGAUGAGGGCCCAAACGCUCAGAUUAUGUAUCAGAUUGUGGAAGGCAAUAUUCCAGAAAUCUUCCAGAUGGACAUUUUUUCAGGUGAACUCACCUCUCUAAUUGACCUUGACUAUGAAACACGGAACGAGUACGUAAUCGUUGUCCAGGCCACAUCAGCGCCGCUAGUCAGUCGUGCCACUGUGCGCAUUCGACUGGUUGACCAGAAUGACAAUGUGCCCCAAAUGCAAGACUUUCAAAUCAUCUUUAACAACUUUGUAUCCAAUCGAUCCAACACCUUCCCAAGUGGGGUCAUUGGACGAGUUCCAGCCCAUGACCCAGAUGUUUCGGAUCGUCUCUACUACACUAUAGAUCGUGGAAAUGAGCUGCACCUGCUGCUGUUGAACCACACGAGUGGGGAGAUUCGCCUCAGUCGGAAACUGGACAACAACCGACCAUUGGUGGCCCCGAUGCUCAUCACUGUCACUGAUGGCAUUCACAGCGUCAGCGCUCAGUGUGUGUUGCGGGUUCUCAUCAUUACGGAAGAGAUGCUCAGCAGCAGCAUCACUGUGCGACUCCAGAACAUGUCCCAGGAGCACUUCCUGUCCCCGCUGCUCACUCACUUCCUGGAAGGGGUGUCAGCAGUGCUUUCAGUCUCUCCUGAUGAUGUGUUUGUUUUUAACGUGCAGCCGGAUGCAGAUGCAGGAAAGGUGCUCAAUGUUAGUUUCUCCGCAGCAUUGCCGGGAGGGCAGUUUUUCCCAUCGGAGGCUCUGGAGGAGCAGCUGUAUCUCAACAGGCCUAGACUCAACACCCUUGCACAUAUGGAGGUUCUCCCGUUUGAUGAUAACGUGUGCUUGCGUGAGCCAUGUCAGAACUACAUGAAGUGCAUCAGCGUGCUCCGCUUCAACAGCUCCGCUCCAUUUAUCGCCUCCCCAUCCACGCUGUUCCGGCCCAUCCAUCCCAUCACAGGCCUGCGCUGCCGCUGCCCAGCCGGAUUUACCGGAGAUUACUGCGAGAUUGAAAUUAACCUCUGUUACUCAAACCCCUGCAUGAAUGGAGGAGUGUGCGCUCGCAGGGAGGGAGGCUACACCUGCAUCUGCAGAGAGGAUUACACAGGCGAGCGUUGUGAGUUUGACCGGCGUGGUGGGCGGUGCGUAGCAGGCGUUUGUCGUAACGGUGGUACGUGCCGUGAGCUCUCCGGAGGGGGAUUUAGGUGUGAGUGUCCUGCAGGAGGUUAUGAGAAGCCCUACUGCUCUGUCACCACCAGAUCCUUCCCGCCAAAAUCAUUCAUGAUGUUCAGGGGACUCCGUCAACGAUUCCACCUCUCCAUCUCUCUCUCGUUUGCCACAUUGGAAAGUAAUGGUUUGCUCUUCUACAAUGGCCGGUUUAAUGAGAAGCACGACUUCCUUGCUUUAGAGAUACUGGACGGACAAAUGGUUCUUAAAUACUCCACAGGUGAGUCGUCUACUCAGGUGAGUCCAUACCUGCCUGGUGGAGUGAGUGAUGGCAACUGGCACACCAUUCACAUCCAUUACUACAACAAGCCAAAGCGAAGUGUGAGCGGUGAGGUUCAGGGUCCAUCUGAUGAGAAGGUUGCUGUCUUGAGUGUAGAUGACUGUGAUACGGCCGUUUCUCUGAGGUUUGGCGCUCAGCUCGGCAACUACAGCUGUGCUGCACAGGGGAGACAGACCAGCAGCAAGAAGUCUUUGGAUCUGACUGGCCCGUUGUUUUUGGGUGGAGUUCCUAACCUGCCUGAGAAUUUCCCGUUUGGUACAAGAGAAUUUAUUGGCUGCAUGAAAGACCUGCACAUCGAUAACAGACCAGUGGACAUGGCAGGAUUCAUUGCUAAUAAUGGCACUUUACCUGGUUGCAGCGCCAAACUGCCUUUCUGCAAAUCAAACCCAUGCCAGAAUGGCGGCACAUGUCGGGUGAGCUGGGAGACCUUCUCCUGUGACUGCCCUGUUGGAUUCGGAGGGAAAGACUGCAGCUUAGUGAUGUCCCAUCCUCAUCGUUUCCUUGGAAACAGUGCACUGUGGUGGGACCUUAAGAAUGAAGUCACCAUCAACACACCCUGGUACAUGGGGCUGGUGUUCCGCACCAGAUCAAAAGAGGGAGUUCUCCUGCAGGCUCAAGCUGGACAGUACACAAACUUGAUCUUUCAGGUGGUUUCUGGUCAAUUGGUGUUUUCUGUGGCACGGGGUUCGACUCGGCCGGUCAGGUUGAGAUUGGAUCAGGUUCAGGUGUGUGAUGGACGCUGGCAUGACCUACAGCUUGAGCUCCGUGAUGUCAGGAGUGGCAGAGAGACUCGAUAUAUUGCAACAGUACGACUGGACUUUGGACUGUAUCAGGGAACAGUCAUUGUUGGGAAUGAGAUUAAUGGUGUAAAGGUGAAGCAUCUGCAUGUGGGUGGAGUUUUAGGGUCAGGAGAGGUGCAAAAUGGGAUACGUGGCUGUAUUCAGGGGGUACGUCUGGGGGUGCGUCCUGAUUCCCCUUCAUUGCCCCGCCCUUCCAGAACCAUCAAAGUGGAGACUGGCUGUAAUGUUGGCAACCCGUGUAACUCCUCCCCUUGUCCUGCCCACAGCCAAUGCACCGAUGAAUGGGAUCGACACACCUGUGUUUGUGAACCAGGAUUCUAUGGUAAAAGCUGUAUGGAUGCAUGUCAGCUUAACCCAUGCGAGAAUCAAGCAAAGUGUCACAGGAAGCCCAGCUCCUCUCACGGAUAUAUCUGUGACUGUGAGGACAGUCACUACGGACAGUACUGCCAACACAGGAUCGAGCAGCAAUGUCCUCGCGGUUGGUGGGGCAGCCCGACAUGUGGACCCUGCCACUGUGAAGCAAGUAAAGGCUUUGACACAGACUGCAAUAAGACCACUGGACACUGCCACUGCAAGGAGUUUCAUUACAGACGGCGGGGCAGUGACGUCUGCCUGCCAUGUGACUGCUACCCAGUGGGCUCCUUUUCAAGGUCAUGUGACCCUGAGAGCGGCCAGUGCCAGUGCCGACCCGGCGUGAUUGGCCGACAGUGCAACAUGUGUGAUAAUCCGUUUGCUGAGGUCACACAGACAGGCUGUGAAGUGAUCUAUGAUGGUUGUCCGAAGACCAUAACAUCAGCAAUCUGGUGGCCCAGAACAAAGUUCAACCUGCCUGCUGCUGUCCCUUGUCCCAAAGGAUCAGUAGGAACUGCGAUUCGACAUUGUGAUGGAGAGAGAGGAUGGCUGGAUCCAGAUCUGUAUAACUGCACCUCUCCUCCUUUUGUGGAGCUAAACACAGCCCUGGAGGCCGUAGAGAGAAAUGAGACAGAACUCAGCACCAUCAUUGAGAAAAAACUGGCUCAUCAGCUUCGUGAUGUCACAGAGGCAACAACCCGUCUCUAUGGCAAUGACCUUCAGAUAGCCGAGCGGCUGCUGUCUCGCCUCUUGACCUUUGAGAGCCUCCAGUCAGGCUUUGGGUUGACAGCCACUCAGGAUGCACAUUUCAAUGAGAAUGUGUUACGAGGCUGCAGUGUUUUGUUGGGUCCGGGCAGUGCUGCAUUGUGGAGGGGUCAAAGUUCAGGUCAGAGCGGAGCGGCGGGAUUGGCCGAUCUGUUGGAGCAGUACGCCCGCAUACUAGCCCAGAACAUGAAACAGACCUACCUCAAUCCUGUUGCACUUGUCGCCCCAAACAUCGUCAUGACUCUGGAUCGCGUUGACAACCACACACACGUCCGGCGACGGUUUCCACGGUACCACAGUACUCUGUUCCGAGGUCAAGCGCUUUGGGACGCUCACACACAUGUUGUGCUGCCCCCUACUGCACUAGUCCCACAGCGCAACAUCUUUUCAGCUCCAUCUCCUGCUGGCCCUGUAAACCUGUUGGCCAAUCAGACGCUAGAAGCGACGGCAGCACGACGUUCUUUGUCACUGCAAGAGGCGCCUGUCUCCAUUGUCAUCCUCUUCAUCUAUCGAAGCCUGGGGGCUGCUCUUCCUCCUAAAUACCACACAGACCGUCGUGGGGUCAGGUUACCCAGACACCCUGUGUUGAACUCGCCUGUGGUGAGUGUGUCUGUGUAUAAUAAUCAGACAUUUGUGGAGGGUUUUCUGGACACACCAGUUUUGCUGGAGUUUCGCCUUUUGGAGACCAGCAACCGCAGCAAACCGCUGUGUGUGCAGUGGAAUCACAGCAGCCCUGUAUCAGCAGGAGGCUGCUGGACUGUGAGGGACUGUAGUGUGGUCUAUAGGAACAUGUCACAUGUUCGCUGUCAAUGCCACAGACUGGGAACAUUUGGAGUCCUCAUGGACAGCUCACAGAGAGAGCAGUUAGAGGGUGACCUGGAGACCCUCGCCAUAGUAACGUACUCCUCGCUCUCAGUUUCCAUGGCGGCGUUGUUGCUAACAGUGCUGGUUUUAUCGUGCCUGAGGGGACUGAAAUCAAACACACGCAGCAUUCAUUCCAACAUGGCUGCCGCUACUCUACUCUCCCACCUCACAUACCUGCUGGGCAUCAACCAGACGGAGCAACAGUUCCUGUGCACGGUGGUUGCAAUUCUGCUCCAUUACUUCUUCAUGUCGGCAUUUGCAUGGCUGUUUGUGGAAGCUCUGCAUAUUUACCGCAUGCAGACAGAAGUGAGAAACAUCAACUAUGGAGCCAUGAGAUUCUACUAUGCUAUUGGCUGGGGAGUCCCUGCUAUCAUUACAGGGCUGGCAGUCGGGUUGGAUCCAGAAGGGUACGGCAACCCAGAUUUCUGCUGGAUCUCCAUGUACGAUAAGCUCAUGUGGAGCUUUGCGGGACCAGUUAGCGUCGUCAUACUGAUGAAUGGUGGGAUGUUUUUAAUGGUCCUGCGUAUGACGUGCAACCCCACUCAGAAGGAGAUAAAAAAGCUGCCCGUGAUUUCUACUAUCCGCAGUGCCUUCCUCCUGUUAUUGUUGAGUUCUUGUGUUUGGUUGUUUGGUCUUAUGGCUGUUAAUAACAGUGUCCUGGCAUUCCACUACCUGUUCAUUGUCCUCUGUUGCGUACAGGGUUUGGCUGUACUGUUGGUUUUUACUCUCCUGAACUCAGAGGUGCAGGAGGCCUGGAAACUGGCCUGUCUGGGCAAAAAAAGCCCCAGUGAAGAACCUCCCAGACCUCCUCAGAUUACUGGCCAAAACCCGUACAACAGCGCCUCCCUGCUGGAACAGAGCGGAUUACACCGGAUCACACUCGGAACUUCAACUAUAUCAUCAGUCAGCAGUGCAAGGGAGAAUCUCUUGGCACGGCAGACUCUAGAACACAAUCUUGCUCACACAGGGGCCACUGACCUGGAUGUGGCAAUGUUCCACCGCAACGGAGGUACACUAACACACAAUAACCUGCAUGCAUGUGAGGACUCAGACUCAGAUUCUGAUCUCUCACUGGAGGAAGAGAGGAGUUUGUCCAUCCCGUCAUCGGAGAGCGAAGACAAUGUGCGCCUGCGUGGACGCAUCCAGCGACGCUUCAAACGGACUGGUCAUGGUGAACGUUUACUCACAGAGCCCUCCCACAACAGUGGAAAAGAUCUGGAUGGCAAUGACCUGCUCUCCUAUUGGCCAGCGCUGGAAGGCUGUGAGGCGCACUCUCUGCAGAAAUGGGGCUCAGAGCGCCGCCUAGGGGGCGACUACAGCAAGGACGCAGCUAAUAACAAUCAGCCAGAUGCAGCGCUGACCAGUGGAGAUGAGAACGGGCUCACACACAGACAUCGCAAGGGAAUCCUGAAGAAUCGUCUGGGCUGCCCUCCUGCUCUGCAGGGCCUGUCUGCUGUGGGUCGCGCUCCCAGUGAGAUGUCUUGGUACAGGACCUCCACAUUGGGUCACAGAGGCGUCCCAGCCGCCUCCUAUGGUCGUAUGUACUCCGGUACUGGCUCACUGUCCCAACCCGCUUCCAGAUACUCUUCCCGUGAACACCUGGAUUCACUUGCGCGACGACAGCGUUCUCGUGACAACCUUGACCUCUUGCCACGACGACGCGAACUUGGUGCUGAAUACCUGGGUGGGUCCAGAGAGAGGCUGGGCCCUGUUCACAGUAUCCAUGCCUCCAGGGAGGAUCUGGUGGGCAGGGGUGGUAUGGUGGGUUUAAUGGGGGCAGAGGGUUCAUUGAGUGGAUCGAGAACGCAGCUUAACACUCUAACGAGGCAACAAGCCUCUCGGGAGCACCUCGGAGGGGCUCUUAUGAGCAGUCGGUCCCGGGAGCAGUUGGAGUCUAAUGGUGGAGCGCAGCCCUGCAGGGAGUGGCUGAGAACCCUGCCGCCCCGACAGCUCUCACACCCUGAGCCGCACCCACCCUCCUCACCCCCUCCACCGAUCACAGAGGAACCCCAAGAAACCCUGCCCUCUCGCCGUGGUCGCCUAGACUCCGCCCCCCCAUGUAGGUACCCAUCAUCUGCAGCUGCACCCGGAGCCCCAUCUAGUCGCCCGCCCUCUAGUGAACACCUGGAUAUCCUCUCCUCCAUACUCGCCUCCUUCAGCUCAUCUGUCUUAACCCCGCCCCCUAACCCUGUGUCUGCCUCGGCAGGCCCUUCCCCUUCCCCGCCUCCUCUCUCUGCAACCUCUCAGAGCGUCUCUGAAGUGUCACCUGACUCUGAAGUUCAGCGGGCCUGCAGAGGCAUGGAGUGGCUGGAGAAGGUUCUGUUUCUGGGCUCAGAUGCACCAGAGGUACAAGGAAAGAUGCUGAAGGAGAGAACUGAGAAGAGGAAGAUCGAUCAAGAGAGUGAAAGCGUAGCCGAGGCUCGUGACGGCCUCCACCCACUGAAGGUGCUGUUCUCACACACUGCAGAUGCUGCUGGAUUGUGGGCGUGGUUUGGGAGUUUCAAAAUGGAAGAAGAGAUGAAAGACACAGAGCUCAGGAAGAGGGUACCAUAUCAUGUCCACAGAGAUGUACUGGAUGAGCUCAGUGUUGACCAAGUUGCAGAGAAAUCGGAUGUCAAAAUUUCAGCAAAAGAAAAACUCAAAGACGCUGUCAGGUGUACAGGCCCAAGGUUUAAGAACUGUUUCCUAUCAUUUAUUCCUCUCCUGGCAUGGCUGCCGCGAUACCCAUUUCGAGAAAAUGCUAUUGGCGAUCUUGUAUCAGGAGUCAGUGUGGGAAUCAUGCACCUUCCACAAGGUAUGGCAUAUGCUUUGCUGGCUGCGGUCCCUCCUGUUUUUGGUCUAUAUUCCUCCUUCUACCCCAUUCUCAUUUACUUCAUAUUUGGAACAUCCAAACAUAUCUCUGUGGGUACAUAUGCAGUUAUGAGCGUUAUGAUUGGCAGCGUGACGGAGCGUUUGGCUCCAGACUCCGACUUCAUGAUGCCAGGCAAUGACACCAACAUCACCAUCUUAGACACUGUCGGCCGUGAUGCGGAGAGGGUCAAGAUUGCUGCCACUGUGACUUUCUUAUCUGGCAUUUUCCAGUUGCUCCUUGGUUUGGUUCGGUUCGGUUUUGUGGUGACUUAUCUCUCAGAGCCAUUGGUGAGAGCUUACACGACAGCAGCCGCCAUCCAUGUUAUGGUCUCCCAGCUUAAAUAUUCCUUCGGCAUCAACCCACAACGGUACAGCGGACCUUUGUCUCUUAUAUAUACAAUCAUAGAGAUUUGUGCAUUGCUUGGAAAGACUAACAUUGGUACUCUGGUAGUUAGCAUUGUAACCAUUGCUGGCCUGAUCAUCGCGAAGCAACUUAGUGCCUUGGCAGCACGCAAAAUUCCUGUUCCUAUUCCUGUUGAGCUGAUCACUAUUAUUAUUGCUACUGUGGUGUCAUGGCAGAUGAAUUUGAAGACCGAAUACAAAGUUGAAGUAGUUGGAGAAAUACCAUCAGGUCUGCAGGCUCCCGUGGCACCCGCUGUUUCACUGCUGGGUUCAAUGGUCGGUGAUGCUUUUGCACUGGCUGUUGUUGGUUAUGGCAUUGCUAUCUCACUGGGUAGAAUUUUUGCCCUCAAAUAUGCUUACAAAGUUGACAGUAACCAGGAGCUCAUAGCAUUGGGUCUGUCUAACUCCAUUGGAGGCUUGUUCAACUGCUUUGCUAUCAGCUGCUCUAUGUCUCGCAGCAUGGUGCAGGUCAGCACCGGGGGGAAGUCACAGGUGGCUGGAGCGAUUUCUGCUCUGGUAAUUCUGGUGAUCUUGUUAAAGAUUGGAGAACUCUUUGAGGAGCUGCCAAAGGCAGUGCUGGCUGCUAUAAUCUAUGUAAAUCUGCAUGGCAUGAUGAAGCAGUUUGGAGACAUCCGCUCUCUCUGGAGGACCAACAAAGUGGAUAUGGUGGUGUGGGUGAUGACUAUGAUCUUGACAGUGUUGUUCAAUCCUGAUAUGGGACUGGCUGCAUCUAUUGCCUUCUCUAUCCUCACUGUUGUCUUCAGAACUCAGCUACCGAAAUACUCUCUCCUUGGCCAGGUUCCUGGCACCGACAUCUACAGACCAGUAGAGGACUACAAUCAGGUGAAGGAGAUUCCUGAUAUAAUGAUUUUCCGUUCAUCUGCAACAUUGUACUUUGCCAACGCUGAAAUGUACAUCGAUGCACUCUUUGAGAAGACUGGGGUAGAUGUGGCUAAACUUCUCUCACACAAGAAGAAGCUGGAAGCAAAGAGACUCAGAAAAGAAAAGAAAGCCGCAAAGAAAGCGAAAAAGGAAGCCAAGAAAAGAGCUAAAGAAGCUGCCGUACAAACUACUAAGGAUCCGCAGUUAUCGGACACAGAUGAAAGCUGCGAGGAGCCGGAGUUGUCACACACAGGGGCAAAUGGGGAUGUACAUAAGAUGUCAGUCAAAGAGCCAAAGCAUGUAGUAACUGUGGAGACGUGGCCUGACCCAGACACUGACCGCCCGCUCCCACAGGCAAUCAUUCUUGACCUGAGCCCAGUCAACUUCCUGGAUACAGUUGGCGUGAAAACUCUUCGCAAUAUCUAUAAAGAUUAUGGAGAGGCUGGUGUACAGGUGUACUUAUGUGGCUGCCAGAGAGGUGUUGUAGAGAGUAUGGAGAAUGGCGAUUUCUUCAGUGAGAAAUUAACUAAAUCGAUUCUCUUCUCAUCAGUACAUGACGCCGUUCUUUAUUGUCAGCAAGCAAACAGCGAGGAGGUUAUGCCGGCAACACAUUUGUAAAUCCAAACACCAAGCGUGAUACGGAACACUCCAGAACACAAAGAAAGAUGGAUUUUUAUUUAUUGUGUAUUUCACCAUGAGGAAGAAUAAAGUAAAGGAGAUGUUUUGAUGAAUAAUUAGUUUUUUUUUUAAAUAAUAAUCUCUUUUGAAUGUGAAAUAUCUGAGAAUGUGAGAAUCUGCCAUAGAGUUGUAUUGUACAAGUAAAAAUGUAAAUCAACUUUUGUAAUGGCAAAAAGCCAGCAAUUCUUGACAGGUUAUUCCAGGUUGUUACACUGUAGAGUUCCAGGUAAUUGAUGACGCUGAAAUAUUACGCAUGAAUGUAAACCCAGUUUCUCACUAAGUAAUCAGACUCCUGGAAAGCUUUACUACAUGAAAGUAGAGUACACAUUAGAGAUAUAUAUUACAGUUCAAAUGUUUGUGGUCAGUAAAGACAUUUCAACAUUUAAAUUUGAAAUAAAUGCUGUUCUUUUGAUCUUUCUAUUCAUCAAAAAAUGUAGCAGUUUCCAUAAAAAUAUGAAGCAGCACAACUGUUUUCAACAUUUAUAAUAAGAAGAAAUGUUUCUUGAGCAGCAAAUCAGCAUAUCCUUCAGAAAUCAGCAUAUGAUUUCUGAAGGAUCAUGUGACUGAAAUUCGUCGUUGCCAUCACAGGAAUAAACUGUAAUUAUCAAGUGUUAUAAUCUUUCACAAUAUUACUGUACUUGUGAUCAAAUAUAUGCAGUCUUGGUGAACAUAAGAGAAUUCUUUCAAAAACUUUACAGACCCCAAACUUUUGAAUGGUAGUGUAUUUACCAUAUAAAAUUCAGUGUAUGUGUUUUAGUGUGUAUAAGCUAUGUAUGCUAUGUGUUAACUUUGUAUGCAUGUGUAUUUAGAAUCAGCGUAACUUAGUCAUUUUCUUAUUCUUGUGGCAAAAUUGUUAGUAAAUUAUAUCUGCUAUGUUAUACUAUCGAUUACUUUGGUUUUGACUAAAGAGGAAAUAUUUAACCAAAUAAUCAAUUUUGGAAUCUUAGUAUGAAGUACAUUAAGUCAGUGUGAAUUACUAAUAACCAUCUCAGUGAUAUUUAAAAAUAACGUAGUUUUAUCAGAUAUCUUUACUUUUCUUUUUUAAUAUCAAGUUUUAGUGUAAGAAUUUAAGUAGAAUUCAUUUUGUUUAUACAACAUUUUUCAUUUGAUGGGUGCUGUUUUCAUGUAUGAAGACACAUUUAGAGAGUUCAAAAAUGGUGUGUUUAUGUAAAUGUGUAGGUCUUCCCAUAACAAGUUUCAGAGAAAAUGGUAUGAACAUUCCAGCAUAGCCUAAGAUCACAGAUCACAGAACCUGUCCAACUAGCAGUGUAUUGUUUCAAGAACAGAUGACACCAUGUGACAAAAGCACAAAUGGUGUGAAAUGGACUUAUUGUGCACACAAAAGGUGAAGAAAGAAUAGCCUGUGUGUUAUAUUGAUCAGUAUUAAAGAUAUAAAGAAAUAAAAAAAAAUACAACAAGUGAACAA
Molecule: messenger RNA, 13145 nt
Organism: Ctenopharyngodon idella (grass carp)
Lineage: Eukaryota; Metazoa; Chordata; Actinopteri; Cypriniformes; Xenocyprididae
Gene: celsr3
Product: cadherin, EGF LAG seven-pass G-type receptor 3
Biological process (GO): G protein-coupled receptor signaling pathway; homophilic cell-cell adhesion; cell surface receptor signaling pathway
Cellular component (GO): plasma membrane
Molecular function (GO): secondary active sulfate transmembrane transporter activity; calcium ion binding; G protein-coupled receptor activity
Source: RefSeq, a predicted model, not a curated record